ACAAAACCAAAACAAAAUACAAAAAAAUUAGGAAUAACAACACAAAAAUUAUAAUAAACAUACAAAAACUAGAAACGAAUGCACAAGUGAACCACCAACAUUAAAAAAGUCCAAUAAUACCACUAAUUAUACGAACAAUAAAAACAAGACUAAAGGUAAAUAAGAAAAAUAUUGAUUCAAAUAGAAAAGGUCCGGAAACCGACUCGCAACAUUUUGAUUAAAAUAAUGCCCAGGCGCAAAACAUCAUAUGCGACACGCAGACGUGAUAUGCGAAAAGCUUUAAAUAAAUACCGUGAAAAACAUGGAGAUUUCGAUCGAGAAAGAAAUAGAAAAAUGUUGUCUCUAAGACGAAAGGAUGAAGAUUAUCACUUCGAAGAACUUCUCAAAAAUCGGAUAUCUCAACAAAAAUUAAGGUAUUAUAAAAAACGGAAAGAAGCCGCGUACACUCGAGCGAAAGAAGCAUAUCUUGCUAGACAAGAAGCAUAUUUUGCUAGACAAGAAGAAACUAAAUUUGGUAUAACUGGAAGAAAUGAAAACGCAUAUCUUGCUAAACAAGAAGAUACUAAAUUUGGUAUAACUGAACGAAAUGAAGAAGCUUAUCUUGCUAGACAAGAAGAAACUAAAUUUGGUAUAACUGAACGAAAUGAAGAUGUUCCGGUUUAUAACGAAUGCUAUCGAGGAGAUGAGCUAUCAUAUUCCAUUGUUAAUACAUAUUUUGGUAUAACUAAACGAAAUGAAGAUAUUCCCAUGUAUGUCGAAAUCAAACAAGAAGAUAUGCCGACAUAUGAAUAUAAUGAGCAUUGUAAUUUCCCAAAAAUGGAAAGUUUUCAGACUGAAAAAUUUACUACGAUUGAACAAUUCAACAAAAACAAACCACAAGAAGAAAAUAAAUUUGGUAUAAUUGAACGAAAUGAAGAUAUCCCGAUGUAUAUCGAAAUCAAACAAGAAGAUAUGCCGGUUUAUAAUGAAUACUAUCGAGAAGACGAAGAUAAGUUAUCAUAUAUUACUAAUACAUAUAAACAUAAUAAGCCUUGUCAUUUCCCAAAAUUGGAAAUAUGUAGUACGAUAGAACAAUUAACACAUCCUAUUGAAAUUUGUGAAAGCAGUGCAGAAAAAAAUCGAUCUAAAUAGUUGAUUAAUGUUGAUCCUACCAAUUUCCCAACAAUGGACAGUCGUAUGGGUAAAACUAAAUCAGCAGCAAUAAAACUAGAAGAUGCAGAACUUAGCAACCCCAGGGGGUGAAAAAUUAUAAACUGGUAAAAAUCUAUCAUACAUCAAUACAAUAACGAUAUGUUAAGAUUUGGAAUUUUUGAAAGAAGUAACUGAUAAAAUAAAAAAUAAAGUAAGUUUUAAGAUAUUUGAAUUUUUUAA
This is a messenger RNA of Calliphora vicina (urban bluebottle blowfly), 1371 nucleotides long. RefSeq lists its product as uncharacterized. NCBI's taxonomy places the organism in Eukaryota, Metazoa, Arthropoda, Insecta, Diptera, Calliphoridae. The record is from RefSeq and is a predicted model, not a curated record. The coding region runs from base 226 to 1131 and encodes 301 amino acids. The transcript has 2 exons.